Molecule: messenger RNA, 885 nt
Organism: Cooperia oncophora
Lineage: Eukaryota; Metazoa; Nematoda; Chromadorea; Rhabditida; Trichostrongylidae
Source: the annotation of a GenBank genome assembly
AUGCUGAAAGGCCGAAAUAAGGAACAAAUGCCGACGAUACUCCAUCUGUUCGAUGCGCUUGUCGAGAAUACUCUCGGUAAAACAAACCUAGAUCUCAACAAAAAUAUCACGGUCGAUAUUCUCAUGAACAAUGACAAAACCAAAGAAGAGGCUAUUGCGCAAUGGCGUGAUAUCAACGGAUUUGUUGUAUGUGACAAGCACCGCUUCGAAGAAGUGUUAGUGAACAGGCCGACGAUACUCCAUCUGUUCGAUGCGCUUGUCGAGAAUACUCUCGGUAAAACAAACCUAGAUCUCAACAAAAAUAUCACGGUCGAUAUUCUCAUGAACAAUGACAAAACCAAAGAAGAGGCUAUUGCGCAAUGGCGUGAUAUCAACGGAUUUGUUGUAUGUGACAAGCACCGCUUCGAAGAAGUGUUAGUGAACAGAUCGUACCUGCUUUCACUCGCUGAUGAAGCCGCUGAGAUGGUGACGGAGCCUAUUAACGAAACCGAUCUUCUACCUGUGCUUGACUAUGAUGCAGAAACUUCGAUAUAUGACCGAACUGAGCACGUCACAGCUCUGGUUCACACUCCAGGGGUAGUUGGAAAAGUGGCAUUACGUGCUGGAGUAGUAUGUGGAUACGCACUUGCCUGCAAAAAUCGUAUACUAGCCUGUUACGCUGACGACGAAGAAUCUUUCAAACAACUAAUCUCAUCUGUUGCCGAGAAUAUAGAUGGUAAUGAAUGUAAAAUGUUCUUGAGGUUUGAAUCUCACGAUGUUACUCAGCGGAUCAUCGAGAAUGCUUCGGAAAGAAAAGAGGUCAUGCGACUUCAUACGCGUACAAACCUAAAUGGAAUCAAGUGGAGCCAGAUCUACUGCUCGAAUAAUGGCCUUCACAUUUUCUAA